CAUUUAUUUCACAUUUAGUUUCCAAGUCCUACCUGGGAAUUUAAAAAGAAAGUCUAGAGAGAGUAACGGUGUCGUUUUCAUCUAUCUAUAACGCAGAGGCGACCUGAGAUCAAUACCAACAAAAACUUCAAACGGCGACGAUGUGGAGAAGAAUCUGCUCUUCACACCUCAAAACCCUAGCACUUGCUCAUGCUCAAUCUUUCUGUCGAUCUGCCUCUGUUGCUCCUUCAAUCGCUCUCUCCGCUAAUCGAUCCCUCGUUUCUCCCCCACUCUUCGCCGUUCGCCUCCUCUCCUCCCAACCAGAGACGUCUGUGAAGAAGAAGGUUGAGGAUGUUAUGCCUAUUGCUACCGGACAUGAGCGGGAGGAACUCGAGGCUGAACUUGAGGGAAGGGAUGUUCUUGAGAUAAACCACCCUGUUGGACCGUUUGGCACGAAGGAAGCACCUGCUGUUGUCAAAUCAUACUAUGACAAGAGAAUAGUCGGCUGCCCUGGAGGUGAAGGCGAAGAUGAGCAUGAUGUUGUCUGGUUUUGGCUGGAGAAAGGCAAGCCACAUGAAUGCCCAGUCUGCACACAGUACUUUGUGCUGGAAGUGGUAGGCCCCGGAGGGCCACCAGAUGGGCAUGGAGAUGAUGAUCACCAUCACUGAUUGCAUCUGUUGAUUUUCGUAUUGGAAUAAAAAUUCAGGGGGCGAUGAGGCAAUUUCCAAUAUAGGCUGGAGCUUCAAAAGUUGAAAAGCUUUUGUAUUGUUUGUUUUGGAUUGGUCCCUAAUUCUUAUGGCUGUUACUUUCCCAAAGAUCGGGAUGGUAUAAUUUUUGUGGUUUGUUAGACACAGGUCAGUUGUCUGUUGGAACUAUGGAUCUUAUUAGGUUUUCCUUUAAUGCAUUGCCAAAUAAUGAUGGCUACAUUUCAA
This is a messenger RNA of Mangifera indica (mango), 911 nucleotides long. RefSeq names its product cytochrome c oxidase subunit 5b-1, mitochondrial-like. NCBI's taxonomy places the organism in Eukaryota, Viridiplantae, Streptophyta, Magnoliopsida, Sapindales, Anacardiaceae. The record is from RefSeq and is a predicted model, not a curated record. The transcript is spliced from 6 exons. Gene Ontology annotation, biological process: mitochondrial electron transport, cytochrome c to oxygen. Gene Ontology annotation, cellular component: mitochondrial envelope. Bases 141 to 647 code for a protein of 168 amino acids.